UCAGCCACCAACUUCUCUUCACUUACACCACCACUACACCGUUACAAUGUCUUCCACCGCCGCCGUAACGUCCUCGGCCAAACUCGCCGUGAAUCCUCUCAGAAUCUCUUCCCUCUCCUCCAGAUCGGUUCUUCCAUCCGCCAUUUCCGUUCGCAAUCGACGCGAUAUUCCACAUAAACGUCUUAUCCUCGUGACGUGCACUACCACCGGAGACGGCGCGAAACCAACCGUUCUCGUGGCGGAGAAGCUCGGCGAGGCUGGGGUUCAGCUACUUGAGAAGUUCGCAAACGUUGAUUGUUCGUAUAAUUUAACCCCUGAGGAGCUAAACACGAAGAUCUCGCUCUGUGAUGCGUUGAUUGUGAGGAGUGCGACGAAGGUAGGUCGUGAGGUUUUUGAAUCGUCUCGUGGUAGGCUUAAGGUUGUUGGUAGAGCUGGUGUUGGGAUUGAUAACGUGGAUCUGAGUGCUGCGACUGAGUUUGGUUGUUUGGUUGUUAAUGCGCCUACUGCGAAUACGAUCGCUGCUGCUGAACAUGGGAUCGCGCUUUUGGCUGCCAUGGCUAGAAAUGUUUCUCAAGCUGAUGCUUCUGUUAAAGCUGGAGAGUGGAAGAGGAACAAGUAUGUUGGUGUGUCACUUGUGGGGAAGACACUAGCUGUGAUGGGAUUUGGUAAAGUUGGAUCAGAAGUUGCAAGACGUGCUAAGGGACUUGGUAUGCGUGUUAUUGCUCAUGAUCCUUAUGCUCCUGCGGAUCGUGCUCAUGCCAUUGGUGUGGAUUUAGUGAGCUUUGAUGAAGCGCUAUCUACUGCUGAUUUUAUUUCGUUACACAUGCCUCUGACACCUGCUACGUCGAAGAUGCUUAAUGAUGAAACGUUUGCUAAGAUGAAGAAAGGAGUGAGGAUUGUUAAUGUGGCUCGUGGUGGUGUUAUUGAUGAAGAUGCAUUGGUGAGAGCUUUGGAUGCUGGUAUUGUUGCUCAGGCUGCUCUUGAUGUUUUUACCAAAGAGCCUCCGGCUAAAGAUAGUAAGUUGGUGCAGCAUGAGAGGGUUACGGUUACACCUCAUCUUGGAGCAAGUACCAUGGAGGCUCAGGAAGGAGUAGCUCUUGAGAUUGCAGAAGCUGUUGUUGGAGCUCUUAACGGAGAGCUUGCUUCUACUGCUGUCAAUGCACCUAUGGUUUCUGCUGAGGUUCUCGCAGAGUUGAAACCAUAUGUGGUUCUGGCAGAGCAAUUAGGGAGACUAGCUGUCCAAUUGGUGGCUGGAGGAAGCGGUGUGAAGAAUGUGAAAGUGACCUACGCCUCCGCUCGAGCCACUGAUGAUCUUGACACUAGACUUCUCAGAGCCAUGAUAACAAAGGGUAUCAUUGAGCCAAUCUCUGAUGUGUAUGUAAACCUGGUUAAUGCAGAUUACACAGCAAAACAGAGAGGGCUGAGAAUCUCAGAAGAACGAGUCCUCCUUGACGGUUCACCAGAGAGCCCACUCGAUACCAUCACGGUUCAGCUAUGCAACGUCGAGUCUAAAUUCGCGAGCGCCUUAUCUGAAUCUGGAGAAGUCAAAGUUGAAGGGAGAGUUAAAGAUGGAGUCCCCCAUUUAACAAAGGUGGGAUCUUUUGAAGUAGAUGUGAGUCUUGAAGGAAGUAUAAUACUGUGUCGGCAAGUAGAUCAGCCGGGAAUGAUCGGAACUGUCGGAAGCAUCUUGGGAGAGUCGAAUGUUAAUGUAAGUUUCAUGAGUGUUGGGAGAAUCGCGCCAAGGAAGCAAGCGGUUAUGGCUAUUGGUGUUGAUGACAUGCCGAGCAAAGAGACUUUGAAGAAAAUUGGAGAGAUUCCAGCCGUAGAGGAGUUUGUCUUCCUCAAGCUAUAGUUUUGCUACCAAAAACUCGGUGAGGAUUCGAUAAAAAGAAUGGCUUUGGCUUUAUUUGUUUUGGUCUUUUCUACCACAGUUUUGAUAGUGUCGAAGUAGCUUAAGAGAGAGUACGACUUGGUUGAGAUGAAAUAAUAAGGUCUGCCUCAGAAUUUGACCUUUGAGGCUAUUCAAGUUUCUGUUUUAUUAUUAUUGCUUCACUUACAUAGUUUGUUCUAUUUUACCAUCUUUAUGCAAUUCUAAUUUCGUGUCU
This is a messenger RNA of Capsella rubella, 2105 nucleotides long. RefSeq names its product D-3-phosphoglycerate dehydrogenase 1, chloroplastic. The record is from RefSeq and is a predicted model, not a curated record. Gene Ontology annotation, biological process: L-serine biosynthetic process. Gene Ontology annotation, molecular function: NAD binding; phosphoglycerate dehydrogenase activity. Lineage: Eukaryota; Viridiplantae; Streptophyta; Magnoliopsida; Brassicales; Brassicaceae. Bases 47 to 1852 code for a protein of 601 amino acids. The transcript is spliced from 4 exons. Gene Ontology annotation, cellular component: chloroplast stroma.